Messenger RNA from Pocillopora meandrina, 1478 nucleotides. The record is from the annotation of a GenBank genome assembly. Lineage: Eukaryota; Metazoa; Cnidaria; Anthozoa; Scleractinia; Pocilloporidae.
AUGAAUCCAAAGUUCUGGCUGGCAACCGUGUUUGUGAUGUCCCAGAUUGGUGUACUCAACGCCAACAGGCAGUGUCAUGUAAUCGAAAGCUCCAUUGGUGGAAUGAGCCUGAGAGGUCACGUGUUUAAAAUGUAUCGCGAUCAGUUGCCUGAAGAGUGUUUUUACCUGUGUGAGGAAGAAGUCACGUGUCAGAGUUACAAUAUCGUCAUUGGUCAAAACAUCUGUGAACUGAACAAUCGUACAAAGGAAGCACGGCCGGAAGAUUUUAUAUCGGAUCAGAGGCGAUUUUACAUGAAGCGUUCUAAAAACAGAGGUACCUUUACGUUCCCUCGACUAACUUUUUGGAUUUGCGUUUCUGGGAAAACUUGUUUUUUAAAUUUUUCAUUCAUGAUUACAGAAAACUCAGAUUUCAGAAAAACAAAAUUUAUAUAUUUAGAUAUAUUUCUAUGGCGAGCCUUUUGAUGAUUCAAUUUCGGGGAUUGUUUCAAUAUUGGUAAAGUAUUUCAAAAUACAGAGACGAGUCAAAAUUAAAGAAACUACGUUUUGGAAUCAUCGUCUCAUCAACGUCAUCGUGGGAAGAUAAUAUUUGACUGAAUUAUGAAGUCAAGCAACUCUUUUCCUUAGUCACCUUGAAAAUGGUGUAAAGAUGAUACCGAAAUGUUGGCUUGUUUCGUUGCGUUAUUGUUGCUGUCUUCCAUCUCAUUUCUUAGUCUAGAUCUGAUAAAAUUAGCACAGUUUUUAUUUCUUUCUGCUUUUACGCAGGCAGGAAAGGUAGGAGGUUUUUUUUUCUCUCCUGUCGCAUCAGGAGGUAUCGAACUGCAUGAUAGUGUAGAUUCUUGCCUGAAAUUUGUUUUUUCUGACGUAGUUCUCCUCGGAUCCAUCAAAGAACUUCCGGCGGAAACCUGUGGUGAGAUUGAAGCGAGUGAAGGGAACCAGAUGGCUGAGGAGAAAUACUGGAUUUACUCUGAAGAGAGUAGCGAGGUCAUCGAGGCCUAUUGUAAAGGUAAAUUGUUUGACUCAAUUUGUGCACUCAUUCAUGACCCCACUGCCUCUUUAACGUAUUAUCCUAUUCCGACUUUUUUUAAACCUACCAAAAUAAUAUCUCGUCUCAGUGUUUCUGCAGAAAAGUGAAUUGUAGCAAAAAAGGGGUUUGUUUUCAUUAAUUCCAAUAGAGAUAUGAACGCGGAGAAGAAGAUUAGUCAAUGACAUGAAUUGUUCUUUCUCUUAUACAAAAUUGUUAUAAUGGCGAAUGGGAAUGGAUUAAAACAACUAUCCAGGUCACGACGCCGAAAAGGAUAAUGGUUUACCUUUUUUAUUACUGGAAUUUAUCCUGCAAAUGGCUGUUAGCCUAGUAUAAUUCGAAAAUGCAUUGGCUGAUAGUAGCUAUUUUUUUAAAUACAGUUUAAUUAACUUUCAAAACUAUCUAGGUAUCUUAUUACUAUAUCUCAGAGAGCUGACAAAAGAUAAAUGGUGAAGAA